Molecule: messenger RNA, 942 nt
Organism: Antechinus flavipes (yellow-footed antechinus)
Lineage: Eukaryota; Metazoa; Chordata; Mammalia; Dasyuromorphia; Dasyuridae
Product: olfactory receptor 1361-like
Exons: 1
Coding region: 1-942 (313 amino acids)
Biological process (GO): G protein-coupled receptor signaling pathway
Cellular component (GO): membrane
Molecular function (GO): G protein-coupled receptor activity; olfactory receptor activity
Source: RefSeq, a predicted model, not a curated record
AUGAAAAGGGAAAAUCAUUCAACAGUCUCUGAAUUCAUCCUCCUGGGCCUUUCAGACCAGCCAGAGCAGGAGAGGCUCAUGUUUCUUGUAUUCCUGUUUAUGUAUUCAAUCACAGGUCUGGGAAACUUGCUCAUCAUUCUGGCCAUUAGGACUGACUCACGUCUCCACACCCCCAUGUACUUCUUCCUCACCAACUUGUCCCUGGUUGAUAUUUGCUUCACCUCCACCACCAUUCCUAAGAUGUUGAUUAAUUAUAUAUCUGGGAAUAAAUCAAUUCUUUAUGUCAAUUGCCUAGCACAAGUAUUCUUCUUCAUCUGGUUUGUAGGAUUAGAUAGUAUCCUCCUUGCCUCCAUGGCCUAUGACCGCUACAUGGCUAUCUGUGUCCCAUUACACUAUACCAUAGUCAUGACUCCAAGGGUCUGUGUCUUUCUAGUAAUAUUAUGCUGGUUUUGGGCUUGUGCUAAUGCCCUGACACACACUCUUCUGCUAACCCAACUUUCAUUCUGUGGCCACACUGAAAUUCCUCAUUUCUUCUGUGAUCUCAAUGUGAUAAUAAAAUUGGCCUGUUCAGAUACCUUCAUCAACGACUUGGUGAUCUACAUACUAGGAGGACUGAUAGCGCUUGUUCCAUUUAUUGGCAUUCUGAUCUCCUACAUGCACAUUGUUGUGGCUGUGCUGAGGAUCCCAUCAGCUCAUGGGAAAUGGAAAGUUUUCUCCACCUGUGGCUCCCACCUUACUGUGGUCUGUCUCUUCUAUGGGACAAUCAUUUUAGUGUACUUCAACCCAACAUCUACUCACACAGCCCAACAGGACACAGCAUCAGCUGUGAUGUACACUGUGGUCACUCCUAUGUUGAACCCUUUCAUCUACAGCCUAAGGAACAAGGACAUGAAAGGAGCUUUGAGGAUGCUCCUUACCAGGAAGUCAGGUCUCUCUUUGUGA